This is a messenger RNA of Saccostrea cuccullata (small rock oyster), 1050 nucleotides long. RefSeq lists its product as uncharacterized. Bases 76 to 948 code for a protein of 290 amino acids. Gene Ontology annotation, molecular function: protein binding. NCBI's taxonomy places the organism in Eukaryota, Metazoa, Mollusca, Bivalvia, Ostreida, Ostreidae. The record is from RefSeq and is a predicted model, not a curated record. The transcript is spliced from 2 exons.
GUCAUAAAUUGGGUCAAAAUAUUAGUAAAGUAAGUCUUAUUGCAAAGAAUGUAGAUAACAGAGAUAGUAUACGCCAUGAUUGCACGGGGGACAUUUUUCGUUUUAUUCUUUUUUCUCCUCUUCAGUAUUCCAAAGGGAGGACACUGUGAAAUGACAGCGAGUGAAGUGCAUGAAGAAGUUCUUGAGCUUCGGCAGCUCAUAAGCAAGCUGAGCAGAACUGUUCACGCUCAGAAUAAUCGAAUUACCUAUCUCCAAAACGCUUUCCGAAAACAGAGACUGGAUUGUCAAAGGACUCUUUAUACCCAAGAGACAGAAGUUUUUGAUUCUAGUGUUGUAAGCAAUAAUCUCUCUCCAACGCAUGCGAACAUUUCGUCUUCUAGUAACGUGAAUGGUGUGCAAGGAAUCAAGCCCAAAGAAAAUCGCCCAAUGGUUGAAAGUGCGCAGCCUGUUGCAGCUCGUCCUUCUGUUAUUCGAAAGGAGCGACUUUUGAUUCCGAUAACUCAGGAACCUUUUCCUACAGCUCCAGCACACAAGACGAUAGCAUUCUAUGCUUAUUUCUCCUCGGAUGUCUCACACACCGGGCAGGGACAAAUUCUAAAAUUCGAUGUUGUCAAAACCAACGCUGGAAACGCGUACCAUAGAAGCUCAGGUGUUUUCAUCGCCCCUGAGUCGGGAUAUUAUGCUUUCAGCUGGACCAGUAGGAUAAAGCAUUAUGGGGGCACAGGAGAAGACCAUGCUUUGGAACUGGUUGUUAAUAGUGCUGUCUACGGUAGUAUUUACAUGAAGUCUCUUACUGGAGAAGAUGGGCAGGCGACGGGUUUAGCCAUUGCGCAUGUCAACCAGGGUGAUGACGUUUAUAUUCAAACACACUCCCGAGAUCCUGGUUCUGGUGCAAUUCGUAGUGAUUUGUAUGGAAGGUCAUCAUUCUCCGGUUGGAAGUUGUACUGAAACACAGCUGUAUGACAAAACAUGACCAAAAAACAAUUUCUUAUGUUGGUAUUUUUUCUAUUUAUUGAAAUUUCAAGUUCUCUUCCAAAAUGUUUUAGUACA